This is a messenger RNA of Brenthis ino (lesser marbled fritillary), 231 nucleotides long. NCBI's taxonomy places the organism in Eukaryota, Metazoa, Arthropoda, Insecta, Lepidoptera, Nymphalidae. The record is from the annotation of a GenBank genome assembly.
AUGACUCAAAACUCAUUGUCCUACAGCAUCAAACCACCUUCAAAAGACGGCGUCACGAAAAGUAAUCCAAGCAAAAGACACCGCGAACGUCUCAACGCAGAACUGGACACGCUGGCGUCACUCUUGCCAUUCGAACAGAACAUCCUUAGCAAACUCGACCGGCUUUCUAUAUUGCGACUCUCAGUCAGCUAUUUACGGACUAAGAGCUAUUUUCAAGGUAAGUAUAGAAGA